AUGACUCUAACCUGCAUAAGAUUGAUUAUCUUUCACAUGUUAGUGUCUUCCUUUCUUAUCUUCAACAAUGCUCUGGCCAGUGAUCCAGAUAUCAUAUACGACUAUGUUUCACCACAGAACUCUAGUGUCAAUGGAAGCUUUUUCACUUACACUGGAUUGAGAGGAGUUCUUCAUCAAAUUCCUCAGUCUUUCAAGGCGACAAAAGCUACCAUGGUUGAAUUUCCUGCUCUUAAUGGACAAAGUAUAUCAUAUGCACUAUUUCAGUACCCUGCUGGUAGCAUCAACCCUCCUCAUAUCCACCCGCGUGCAGCCGAGCUUCUGUUUCUUGUAAGUGGUUCUCUGCAAGUAGGUUUUGUUGACUCUGCACGCACACUUUACACACAAACCCUUCAACCCGGUGAUAUGUUCAUAUUUCCUAAAGGGUUGAUACAUUAUCAGUAUAACCCACAAUCAGUUUCAGCCACUGCUAUAUCAGCCUUUGGAAGUGCAAAUGCAGGAACAGUUUCAAUACCCCAUUCCAUUUUCAGUACAGGAAUUGAUGAUGUAAUCCUUGCCAAGGCUUUCAAGACUGAUACUUAUACAGUGAAGAAGAUAAGAUCUGGCCUAAACAAACCUUAG
Molecule: messenger RNA, 618 nt
Organism: Sphenostylis stenocarpa
Lineage: Eukaryota; Viridiplantae; Streptophyta; Magnoliopsida; Fabales; Fabaceae
Source: the annotation of a GenBank genome assembly